Phytophthora infestans T30-4 is the source of this 798-nucleotide messenger RNA. RefSeq lists its product as uncharacterized. The record is from RefSeq and is a predicted model, not a curated record. NCBI's taxonomy places the organism in Eukaryota, Oomycota, Peronosporomycetes, Peronosporales, Peronosporaceae. The transcript has a single exon. The coding region runs from base 1 to 798 and encodes 265 amino acids.
AUGCCAGCUCUUUCCCCACGCACCUCGCACUACUCGAUGCAAAUGACACCUCGCCAACCAGAGGUGCUGCUGAACGAGGGCCACGAGUUGGCGACGUGGGAGAAGUGCGUUGAGAUCGGACGCGUAGUGUCCUACUUUCUAGGCUCCGUGCUCUUCCUGAUCGGCUCCAUCUACUUCUACCCGGAGUACUCUGUCCUCUGGGACGGCGAUGCCGGUGUCUUCGCCAGUUGGUGCUAUGUCGCCGGCUGCAUCAUGUUCUUCACCGGCGCCAAUCUCGACUUCGUUCAGACCAUCCGCUACAACCACGGCACACAGUUGCGUCAAGUUGUGCGGGCUUUCAACUCUCUGACCAACUACAUGGCCUCAUCCAUCUUCAUUCUUGGAGCGCUCUACUUCCUGCCCACCUGGUACCCCAAAGCGCCCGAGCUUGGCUGUUGGUCGUUCUUCGUCGGCUGCAUCCUCUUCUGCGCUGCCGCCAUCGUCGAUCUCAUCUUCAUCGCCGUGACCCACGAGGACACACGAGCCACGGGUUUCAAGAUCAAGAACAUCGUCUGCUGGGGCACUAUCGCGGCGCUCGGCACAUUCAUCGGUGCGUUGUUCUUCAUCCUCGGUAGUUGGUACUACCUACCCCGAUACAUCAAUCGCGUUGACGAUGGAACGCACUACAUGAACAAGGCCAUCUCGUUCUACGUAACAGGUAGCGUGUUCUUCAUCAUCAACAGCUUGGCGAUCAUCCCUGAGGUCUAUGGUGCGGUCAAGGCAACCGGACGUAAAAACAACGUGGGCAGCAAAGUAUAA